Molecule: messenger RNA, 797 nt
Organism: Ruditapes philippinarum (Manila clam)
Lineage: Eukaryota; Metazoa; Mollusca; Bivalvia; Venerida; Veneridae
Exons: 6
Coding region: 56-688 (210 amino acids)
Biological process (GO): cell-matrix adhesion
Cellular component (GO): lysosome; extracellular region
Molecular function (GO): calcium ion binding
Source: RefSeq, a predicted model, not a curated record
UUAUCAAUUAACCACAUAAUUAUUAAUCAUUUUUGAAGGUGUCACUUACACAGUUAUGAAGCUAGUUUUGCUGAGUUUUGUUGCUGCUGCUGCAUUGUGUUGCGUAUGCGCUCUGACGCCAUGCUGUGUUAGCCGGAAGUUCUCAGCAUUAAUGAUGCGCUUGCAGGCGACAUUGCCGACUGGAGCAACAGAUCCUUUCAUUGAAGAUAUAUAUUCGACUAUAGAAUAUGACGCAGAUGCCAAAAUGGAGAGGAUCACUGGACACAUACUCGACACCAGUACUGGUCAACGAUCUGAAUACACCGAGUACAAGGACUUUAAACAUUCAAAGCGAUAUACUGUGACGUCAUCUGGCUGUAUAGUGGAGCCACUCAAUGAACUGAUGAUUGUUCCAUGUGUGGCAGCGAAUUUUAGCAUGCUCCAACAGUACACCAUUGGAUCUGGGGCGCACACGGUGCCCGUGACGUCAUGGGAAGGACCAUAUCUAGGUAGUUUAUGGAUGAAUAUACAUUUUGUCGACGGUUCCUGUGAGCCUGUGUCGCUACAAAUAUACGGCCCUACCCCAGACAACGCGGCCAAACUGCUCUACGCAUACCAGUUUGCCAACAUGAAACAGGGACACCUUAGCAGUAAUGACGUAUUUACCACACCAGACAGUUGUAAACAUGCUAGUCAAACAGUCGGUUAGAACAUAGACAGGAAACAGUUCUUUAUUAAUAGUUUCAUAACACAUGUGUUGAAAUAGUGCUUUUACCUAUCAAAACAAUGAACUAAUGAUUAAAGCCAUUAAAUUGUUA